UUACGUCACGUGUCUCUGUGAAGUCACAUGGCGGUUGUGAUUUUAUAAGGAUCGAUCGAACUCUCGGAGGUUGCAGAAAAACAGACUUUCGCACAGGAAGGUUACGUUUUUGUAGUCGGAAUCGGAAGGGACGAUGGAUUACACGAACGCUCUCGGCCAUGGCUUGGCUCGUCUUCUCCUGCAGCUCCCUCUUCUGUACACCAUCAUAGCUGCAACCGGCGUUUACUGCUUUGCAGACGGAGACCCCGAGGAACCAAACGCACCCGCAGGACCAGAGGAUGACCAGACCGUAGAGGAUACUGAGGACCAGGACAUAGAGUGUGUUACAGCGCAAACGGCUUACAGCAUCCUCCAGGCGGAAAAUGACGAACUGAAGAACGCACUGAUUCAAAAGGAGAUCUACAUGGCAGAAGCUGAGGAGAAAGAGCAAAAAGCUAUGAAGUACAUUGCAACAUUGGAGGCCAAAAAGUUAGAGCUGUCAUCUCAAGCGAAGGCACUGCGAGAGACCGUGCAGGAAAUGGGGAACCUGCUGAUUAAGGAAGACUUGGAGAAUGACAAGCUCUUGACUGAGUGUGAGAGAGAGCGAGAGGCUCAAAACGUCCUCCAGGCGGAGAACGACAAGUUGAAGAACACACUGAUUGAGAAUAGGGAGUUGCUGCAGGUCUCCAUGGCAGAAGCUGAGAAGAAACAACAAAAUGCUAUGGAAUCCAUUGCACAGCUGGAGUCUGAGAACUCAACCCUGGCUUAUCAAGUAAAGACAUUGCAAGCCACAGUGCAGGAAAUGGGGAGUCUGCUUUCUGAGGCAAACAUUGAUAAUGGCAAGCUACUAAAUGAGUGUGAUGAAGCACGAGAGCUUCAAAACCUCCUCCAGGUGGAAAAUGACAUGUUGAAGAAAGCACUGAUUGAGAAAGAGGAGUUACUAAAGGAGUUUGAGCUUGAAAGGGUGGCAGAGAAAGAUGAGAUGAAGACUCUGGAGAACAACGAGGAGCUACAGAAGGUUUGCUUAAUGGAAUCCAAGGGGAAAAACAAAAAGGCUGUGGAAUUCAUUGCACAGCUGGGGGCCAAGAAGUCACACCUGACAAAUCAACUGCAGACACUGCAAGAAACCAUGCAGGAUUUAUGUAGCCUGAUCUACAAUGCAAACAUAGAUGACCUGCUAACUAAAGAGUGUAAGAGAGAGCAAAAACCCCACAGCAAGCUUCAGGAAUCCUUCCAGGAUCUUCAGAAAGGGAACGAAACCGAUCCAGAAUAGAAAUUAUUGUGAUUUGUGGACGAAGGAUGAAAAAAAAUAAAGAAUUUUAUUUGAAGU
This is a messenger RNA of Silurus meridionalis, 1309 nucleotides long. Its product is annotated as cancer-associated gene 1 protein-like. The transcript is spliced from 10 exons. The record is from RefSeq and is a predicted model, not a curated record. Gene Ontology annotation, biological process: regulation of DNA-templated transcription. The coding region runs from base 134 to 1252 and encodes 372 amino acids. NCBI's taxonomy places the organism in Eukaryota, Metazoa, Chordata, Actinopteri, Siluriformes, Siluridae.